Molecule: messenger RNA, 198 nt
Organism: Aspergillus niger
Lineage: Eukaryota; Fungi; Ascomycota; Eurotiomycetes; Eurotiales; Aspergillaceae
Exons: 2
Coding region: 1-198 (65 amino acids)
Source: RefSeq, a predicted model, not a curated record
AUGGCCGAUACGCAGUUAUGGCCAGUGCCUUUUGGCGUUUCCAAUGACGCACUAGUGUACCCUGUUGGGAGGCGCGGAUCGUUGUCAAUCACGAGGCAGGAUGAUUCCGGCCAGUUGCUAAGCAGUCCUGGUGCGACGCGCCAUGACAAUGUUGACAGACUAACAACGGACGUUGCACCAAAAUGCCAGCUAAUCUAG